AUGUGGAUUAUCAAGGCUUGCUCACUCCUCGCUGCUGUCUGCACCGUUGCUGCUGACAGCGCCGGGCCCAAGAUCGACUUCUCCUCCAAUACUGGUGCACCGCAGCACCUGGCCGCUGGUAUUCUAUACGGUAUACCAGACAAUACGAACCAGAUCCCAGAUAGCCUUCUCUCUGGCUUUGGUUUCAACUACUACCGAGGUGCAGGUGCUCAAGUCUCUCAUGGAUGGAGCUACAAUGAAGCCAGCUUCCAACAGCGCUUUGCUAGUGCCCAUAACAACUACAUCGUCACGCGCCGCCACAAUGGCGGUUUUGUCUUGUUGCUGAAUGACCUCUGGGGCUUUGAUUGCUCCUCCAAUAACGACACCUCACCGGGCCCAGGUGAUAAUGGUGAUUGGUCAUCUUAUGACAAAUUUGUUCAGGCCAUCAUCGCAAAUGUCAAGAAAUACAAUAUGCAGCAAGGUUUGGUCAUUGAUAUCUGGAACGAGCCGGAAGGUGGCUGCUUCUGGGGCCGCAGCAUUGACCAGUGGCUUCAGAUGUGGGGACGCGGCUGGCAUCAAUUCAAUGAUGCAUUCGGAAAGAACGUGUUGACGUCCGGACCAACUCUCGCCAACCAACCAGGAACAACCAAUUCCUGGUGGACACAGUGGGCUCAAUUCGUCAAGAACAACGCCUCCAUUCCUGAUCAAUACGUAUGGCACGAGGAGGGCGGUUCAGGCUCCGACUUUGAGUACAGCUACGGCGUCCUACAACAGAUCCUCACAAAAUACGGCCUCCCCCAACGUCAAAUCAAUAUCAACGAGUACGCCACUUUCAAUGAGCAAGUCCCGGCCGGAUCUGGAUUCUGGAUCUCCCAGCUCGAACGCCGUAAUGCUAUCGGUCUUCGUGGCAAUUGGCUAGGAGGCACCCAGCUUCACGACUUAGCUGCUAGCCUUCUCUCCAAGCCUGAUCCUUCAAACUACGCUUCUACAGGAUACUUUGCCAACGGAGACUGGUGGGUGUAUAAUUACUACUCGCACAACAUGACGGGCCAGCGAGUUUCGACUUCUGUGUCUUCUGAUGGUCGACUUGACGCAUAUGCUACGGUGGAUACUACGGCGCGCACCGCCAGAGUAUUGUUUGGCUGCCAUCCGCCUACCACUGGUACUUACGAUGUGACAUUCUCUGGUCUGGCAAAGCUGGGCUUACCGUCUUCUGGAACGCUUCAGGUUAGGACCUGGAAGUUUGCUGUGGGCAGUGACGUGCACUAUAGCCAGAUGGGGCCUCCUCAGGAUUUGGGCUACUAUGGUCACACUAUCAGCAACGGUCAGGUUACUUUGCCGUUCUAUCAGACUGAUGACGUGACUACAUACGCGUGGGAGUUUAAGUUCUAG
Messenger RNA from Fusarium fujikuroi IMI 58289, 1371 nucleotides. RefSeq lists its product as uncharacterized. Lineage: Eukaryota; Fungi; Ascomycota; Sordariomycetes; Hypocreales; Nectriaceae. The coding region runs from base 1 to 1371 and encodes 456 amino acids. The transcript has 2 exons. The record is from RefSeq and is a predicted model, not a curated record.